Molecule: messenger RNA, 3924 nt
Organism: Ciona intestinalis (vase tunicate)
Lineage: Eukaryota; Metazoa; Chordata; Ascidiacea; Phlebobranchia; Cionidae
Source: RefSeq
GGCAUUUUCGCCUUACGUUUUGGUAGUUAAGACUUUGAGAUUACAUCAUGGCGCAGCGUGUUGUCCAACAGCACGCCGCGGGUAAUUCAACCGCUUACACCACCUCGACGCCGCAUUCCAAUGAACGAAGUCCUGAUCAGUCCCUAUGUGACAGCAGUCUUAGUACUAUGGGCUUGGACUCCAGCCAAGUCCUUUCACCCAAUGGACAAAUGAUCUGCCCGAGAAUCGAAGUCCUCCCGGAAACUCCUUGUCCAUCAAAUCGGGAAACUCCAGCUCCAAUGCCAGGACCGCCUGGAUAUGGCGUUAUGUCGCCGAGAACCCAGCUCCCAGAGAAAUUUUCCGAGCUCCGAAUGGAUCAAAAUGGGACACCACUGACGUUUCAAGAUUUCCCAACCACGACAACAGCAGCGGUGGAUACGGUGCACCACUAUGGGCAGGAGUAUCACAACAGUUUGCAACAUAACCUUCAAGGAACUGAAACGGGGAGCAAUCUAGCCUUCCAUUCACCUCAGUCGUACAUAGAUGGGUUCGAACCGCAGCAUGUUCACAGCAUUCCUGAUAACUUUGGUAGACAGAACAUGAUGGAGUCGGGCGGGAACGUAAAUGAUCAUGUCUCGGUAAAGGUCGAAUACGUGGACACGGCAGAAAACUUUAACUUUGUACCAAAAGUUGAAGAGAAACCAAAACUUCCGCACCAGACCAGUUACAAAGAGUGGCAAGGGCUGCAUACUAACCAGCCAAAUGUGCUGCAUGGUGCUCCCCGGGUAGUAGCAUCAAAGCCGUUGCAAAACUCGUUUCUACAAGUCCAUCAAGGAAAUCAACAAAUAAAGCCUUCGACCCCAAACUCCUUGAACCCUUACAAGGUCUUACCCCCGGUCACCCCUAACAGUACUGUCGGGGCAACACAUACUUUAUUUCAUGAAGACUUUCUAAUGCCCCCAGGCAGUGCCUUGUCCACGAUCAGCGGACUCAGUGGACUCUCCCCGUUCCAGUUAUCUCCAGCUGGAUCGACCUUCCAUAGCCCAAGACAUUCCGCGCGAUCUGGUAACAGAUUAUUAUCUGCUAACAACAGAAAACGAACACACUCCCUAUCUCCAAUGUCGAUGGACGGAUUUGACCUGAACAACUUGAUUCGAGUCUCCCCGAGCUCGCUUUUAUUUACGAACCAUAUUUCGCCGUAUGGAGAUACUCCGUUACCGAACAUAGGGCCGAACGUAAGCGGAGCUGAAUUUAACGGUACUUAUGGACACUUGAUCGCACGGGCCAGUGUCACUCCGCCGGACGGAACAAUAUCUCGCCAACUGCUGGUAGCCACCCCGGGAAGCAUGAUUAACGCCCCGGCAUCAGGAGAAUACAUGUCCGGCGCAUAUUCGAACAUUUUCCCGAGCGAAAACACGAACCCUCACUCAAUGCACGCGACCACUUUUCACCCCAACUCUUUUGUGAGUUCCAACCACUUCGGUCCUCCCACGCAGCAGCUGGUAGUAGCAAGACAUCAAGACAACUUACUGAACGACCAUCAGCCACCGAGGCCCCCACCGUACCCGCAUACAGCUCCGCACACCUUUGACCCGAACACCCAAACUUCCCAACACAAUCCCCACCAUUACACCAACCACUCCACACCGUACACCUCGCACAUCAAACUCAACGUCUCGGAGGAGGAACAUACAAUGGACGCUUACUUGCACAGCGCUACUAGAUCCACAGCUUGUACACCUUCACCCACGAAGACAACCGACGCCGCGAAGCUUGCUAAGGAGUCCGGCACUUGGACCUGCAUGUGGGCGGAAUGUAACCUGUUUUUCCAAGACCAAGAAGACCUGGUCAAGCACAUCGAGAAAGUUCAUAUUGAUCAAAGAAAAGGAGAGGAGUUCACUUGUUAUUGGAUGAACUGCCCACGUCAGUACAAACCAUUCAAUGCAAGAUACAAGCUGCUUAUUCAUAUGAGAGUCCACUCCGGUGAAAGGCCUAACAAAUGCACGUUUGAAGGUUGCAACAAGGCGUUUUCACGAUUGGAAAAUCUUAAAAUUCACUUACGUUCGCACACCGGUGAAAGACCGUACGUCUGUCAACAUGAUGGAUGCAACAAAGCGUUCAGUAAUUCGUCUGACAGAGCUAAACAUCAACGUACCCACCAAGAUACGAAACCAUAUGCGUGCCAAGUGCCUGGAUGUAACAAACGUUAUACUGACCCAUCUUCGUUAAGAAAACACGUGAAAGGUGGCCACGCUGCAAAGGAGAGUCAGCAAAGAAAGAAGAUGCGAAGCCUGGAGAUGUCUGGCGCUGGAGACAACAAACUUGGAAGUUGCCUUACGAUUCAACCGUUGCAUCUACUGCCACAUGAAGACAACUAUAGCAACGAAUCGGGUAUCAACGGACACGGUAGCAGAAGAUCUAUGCAUCCUCCUAUGAGCUCCUCGCAUCCUUUCCAAGUAAACCAGAGAAACGACGUCGUCUCUUCCAUGAAUGGAGCUUCUACCCCGAUAAAACACAAUCUAGGAAAUCACCUUCAUACCCAUGUACGAAGGACCCCACACCCGCCUUUCGCCCCAGCCUCCCCCCACCCACACGCCUUACCCCCGCUGCUGAACCAGCAUCCCAGCUCACAAAACGGCGCUCACUUCACCAACUUUGUGCAGCAGGCUGUUGUCACAACCCACCAGCAGCGAAACCCUCACACUAGAUCCGCAUACGCCGACCAUGAGCAUCAGCAGAACUCUGAUUUCCACCAUGCAGAAUCAAUGCAGCUGUGCGACCCACAGUUAAUGCCCCCUCCCCCGGCGCCCCCGUUAAAGACUCGCCACUCCGACGUACACGGUCAAAACUCUUACGCGGCGUCGCAAACAAGAGAGCGAAGCCACAGCAGAAAUGCUGUGCAGAAUGGCCAUAACUACCUGACACCUCACCCACCUACAACGUCAAGGCCACAUUCCCGAAGAUCCAUGUUAGAUGGAACACCGACACGAGGUUUUUUGGACGAUACUGAACAGGAGCAACAUUCUGUCAUGGAAAAGCUAAGGGUGUAUGCUGGGGCGUCUCCGCAUCACUUAUCGCCCAGGCAAUUAGUGGAAGGAGUUGGCAUGUCUUACGACGCUGUUCAACGCGCCAUCUCGGCACGCAGUAAUAUGUCCGUUGAUAGAGGAGGUUUAGACGUGCCACCAAGUUCACCGUUCAGUAUGCGAACCAACAACGAGUCCAUGAGAAGCCACGAAUCGGGAACCUACUUACAAUUGAACGCAGUGGACAGGUGUCCCAGCCAGCUGUCAAUGGUUUACGCUGAUGGACCAGUGUGAUUUGACUAAACGAUCGAUAUAAAUUAAACACCUUUUAAGAAGAAGAAGAAAAAGCUUCGUUUUUUUCAUGAGAUUUAACUAGACAUCAUUAUACGGUAAUUUAUUUAGGCACUAUGUUUUAUGCCUCCUUUAAAUUUUUAUAUAUUUAAAUCUGUUCUGAGUUCUCCCAUAGUUUCCAAAUCAUACAUAGUGUUUUAAGUUCAAUUCUAAAGUGCUAAUUCUUCAAGCGUGGUAUGCCGGUUUCUCAACCAUAUGUCUCUUACCCUGGAUAUGCACGACACUGCCAGCAUACAAAUUAUGACGGAAUAUAUUUCGACAUAAGCCUACAUGUCACUCGUAUUAAUUGUGAUAGCCUGUGCCAAGUUCCAUUUUCAUACUGUACAAUUCUAUUGAUUAUUCUGUACAUAGAGAUACAUUCUUCUGUUUUCGCGCAUUCUACAUUGUGAAUCUAUAUGUUACAAAUUUUCUCUUCAUUUCUGGCACUGGUUGCUGGACCAUGUUCCUUUGUUUAAGUAAAUGUGACAUUGUAUUGUGUUCGGGUGGUCACCCUGUUCCAUGUGCUAAGCUCUUGGCUCAUUUGCUUUUGUUUCACUACAUCAUUGUGCACUUUAAUAAACUUCACUGUCAA